GCGGGUGCUCGGCCGAGCUUUUGCUGCGCUGCGCUGGAGGAGGCGGCUGUGGCUCGGCAGGCGAUCGCGGCUGCGAGCGGCGUCUCUUCCCGGCCAUGUCCGCCGCCUGUUGUCGCCCCCAGCCCGCUCCGGAGCCCACGCUGGGCAGGGAUAUCCCCGUCCCGAACAAGCUGCUGGCCUUGGCCGAAGGAGUCGCCUUGCCUCCGGGCGACUACGGCACCACUCCUGGCGGCACUCUCUUCGGAACCACGCCUGGCGGUACCCGCAUUAUUUAUGACCGCAAAUUUUUAAUGGCGUGCCGAAAUUCUCCAGUUGCCAAAACACCACCUUGCAAUCUUCCAGACAUUCCAGGUGUGACAAAUCGAAGUGUGGAUGAGCUCCAGACCGAGGUCAACUUUAUGUCUGCUGACGAUGAGAAACCAGGCUUAGGUGAAGAAGCCCAGUUCGACAUAGAUAUCUGAAAUCUCUGAGGACAGAAGAGUUGUUUUAUUCCUGAUGAAGAUGAGAUAUCAAUAAUGCUUCCCCAAAUGAGAGAGGCUUAUAGAAUAGCCCACGCUAUGCAAAGCUUUUCAGGAGAAAUGGUUCAUCGCAUUAAAAAAUAAUAAUAGUAAAGCUGGGAAAAAAGAGAAUGUUUCUGACUACCUAAAGACUGAAAACUCUGGUGGAUUUUUUCUGGGGUUUAGCUUCCAGGGAAGAAGGAUGCUAAAGUGAGAAGGAAUGUUGUUUUCUGUUUCGGUGCCUCAAAUCCUAGUGCCUUUGUUCCAUAAAUGUCAGGUUGGAGGCAGUGACUGACACAGGGAGACUUAAAUAAUCAUGUCAGAUUAGGCAAUUAAUACAGUAUCAGUUGUCGUUCAUUCGUUUAAUACGGAAGUGGGUGUCCUCUUAUCCCCCCUCAAUUGUUCAGCCUGUAAAUCUUUCCCCUUCUUGAGAGUGAUCGUCUGUGCUCUCUUUUUUGGCCAAAACUUUAUUACAGCAUCAGGCACCCCAACCACAAAGGGAGAAAUGUAGCAGGACCAGGCGGAACCUGGCCACCAAAAAAAAAAAAAAAAAAGAGUCACAUGCUUGCUCAAUUGCUUUGCAUUGCAAUUUUUCCUCUGAUUCCGUAAGAAUUUAAUGGUCUGAUGAAAUCAGCUCACUCAUAUCAGCAGAUUGUUUUGAUUUCACCCUUGAAAGAAACUUCAUUUUCUUUUUUGAUUCUGAAUGUGCCAGAGGAAGCAAAUUCUUCUCUCACGCUCUUUUUUUCAAAACAAAAAAUAAACUUAAGAAAAACAAUGUCUUUGAGGUGGGAAAACGUCACUGUGGGCAAGCAGGCAGCCUUGCAAGUACUUCCCCCCCCCAUUCUUUACAGAGCUACGUGUAGAUCUGUACACAUUCUUUGCUGUACUGAAAACUAAAUAAACUUGUUAAAAUUGG
Messenger RNA from Crotalus tigris (Tiger rattlesnake), 1413 nucleotides. RefSeq names its product eukaryotic translation initiation factor 4E binding protein 1 (gene EIF4EBP1). Lineage: Eukaryota; Metazoa; Chordata; Lepidosauria; Squamata; Viperidae. Gene Ontology annotation, cellular component: cytoplasm. Bases 96 to 461 code for a protein of 121 amino acids. Gene Ontology annotation, biological process: negative regulation of translational initiation. The record is from RefSeq and is a predicted model, not a curated record. The transcript has 3 exons. Gene Ontology annotation, molecular function: eukaryotic initiation factor 4E binding.